Molecule: messenger RNA, 4420 nt
Organism: Chelmon rostratus (copperband butterflyfish)
Lineage: Eukaryota; Metazoa; Chordata; Actinopteri; Chaetodontiformes; Chaetodontidae
Gene: ube2z
Product: ubiquitin-conjugating enzyme E2Z
Exons: 7
Coding region: 424-1641 (405 amino acids)
Biological process (GO): negative regulation of apoptotic process
Cellular component (GO): nucleus
Molecular function (GO): ubiquitin conjugating enzyme activity; cysteine-type endopeptidase inhibitor activity
Source: RefSeq, a predicted model, not a curated record
AUCGGAUCUUGAACUUGCGUUAUGUGGAUGGACUGGUGAGGAUGUGGUCCGCUUAAAAACCAAACAAUCUGACACUACAGCCCGUUAAACCGACAACAACCGGACAGCUGGUUGCUUCACGAGCCACCGAAAGGUAGACGAAAUCAUUUUGCCGACGACUUCAUACUUUUUUUGUGGAGGCCUGAGGAAAAACACACAAGCUAACGACAAGUAGCCACCAUGUCGUGGGAAGAAAUACCUUGUUUUCUGGCCUCGCCUCUGCUCUCGGCUCUGCCCCGUUUCUCUGCUCUCUGAUCCCGCUGGACGAAACGAGCACAGGUAACUUUCUCACGCAGCUGUCAAUGCCGUUGAGAGUCAGCUAGCCUCAGACAUUAGUCAACGCCAACGAUUUCACUGUAGCUUAACAUUAGUAGCUUGCGAGCCAUGGCGGACAGCUUUGGAGAGCAGUCCAGCGGCGGUGCCCUUGGCUUAGGCGUUACCGGACAGGGCAGCGGAGCUUCGCUGUUGCCGACUUUGGCUAACUCCCUGCCGGUAGGACACUCGACAGCCAGCGCUGCUCACUCCAGCACUAACCCGGCCUCCCCUCCUCCCGCCGCUGCGGCGCAGAGUGGCCUAACCGCUGUGGUGGCUCCGAUGUCCGCUGUCACCGCCACCCCAGCCGGUUUUGGGAAUACGUUCACCCCUGGCUCCUCACCACCCGCCGUGGCCGUGUCUCCGACCGUACACGCCUCCUCGCCUCUUCCCGGUGUUGGGCUUGGGGUCGGCGGGGUGGCAGGAGCGGGCCUCUUGUCCCAAAUCCACGCCACUUCCUGGGACCCGACCCUCAGUACGGACUGGGACAACGAGAAGGCUUCGCAGCAGUGCAUCCUGAGGAUAAAGAGGGAUAUCAUGUCCAUCUACAAGGAACCUCCACCAGGGAUGUUUGUUGUCCCUGAUCCUCAAGACAUGACCAAGAUCCACGCCCUAAUCACAGGGCCAUUCGACACACCGUACGAGGGAGGCUUCUUCCUCUUCCUGUUCCGCUGCCCCCCAGACUACCCCAUCCACCCACCACGGGUCAAGCUCAUCACCACUGGACACAACACUGUCCGCUUCAACCCCAACUUUUACCGCAAUGGCAAGGUCUGCCUCAGCAUCCUGGGGACAUGGACAGGCCCAGCAUGGAGUCCAGCUCAGAGCAUCUCAUCUGUCCUCAUCUCCAUCCAGUCUCUGAUGACAGAGAAUCCCUAUCACAAUGAACCUGGCUUUGAACAGGAGCGCCACCCAGGGGACAGUAAGAACUACAACGAAUGUAUCCGCCAUGAAACCAUGAGGGUGGCUGUGUGUGACAUGCUGGAGGGCAAAGUCCCCUGUCCUGAGGCUCUGUGGAGUGUGAUGGAAAAGUCCUUCCUAGAAUACUACGAUUUCUACGAGGGAGUCUGCAAAGAGAGAGUGCAUCUGCAGGGACAGAACAUGCAGGACCCAUUUGGCGAGAAGCGUGGUCGUUUCGACUACCAGGGCCUGCUGGCUCGCCUCAGCGCCACCCACAGGCGAAUACGGCAGAAAAGCCUGGCGGAGGACAACCACAAUGACGAGGACUCAGACUCAGACACCAGCUCCUCUGGCACGGACCCCGACAGCCAGGGCAGCUCCCAGCCCUGACUCCCCGCACGGUGCUGGUCUUAAAGCCAGACCAAGAACUAAAGACAAAGGGACUUUUUUUUUGUUUUGUUUGCAGUGGAGGAAUAAAGUCACAGAAGAGAAUUCAACGCGUACGUUUCAGGCUUUAGUGGGUUCAGGAUUGAAAUCAGGCUUCUGUUGUACGGAUGUUGCAGAGACAGAAGAAAUGGUAGUGCUCUCUUGGCAAUGAGAAAUAAACACCAUCCAGUCAAAUGCUGGCAAAUUUGGCCUGGAGUGGUGUGUUUGUGCUACAUCUGUAGCUAACCAGCGGUCAUUUUGAUGCUGUCAGUUUGAUUCUAAAAUACAAGUUGGCUGCCGAAAUUGCCUGUUAGAUUUUGAGAUUAACCAGCUAUUGUUGCUUGUGAAUAUAAAAGGUUAGACUCGUGGCUCAGACCUUUGACCACGCUGUAGGAACGGACAAAAAGCCCACAAGCCCAGGCAGAAGUCUAGUCAGGCUUGGGAGUCGAGGCAGGUUUGAGCCAAACAAAGGGACCUUGGCGAAAGUCAGGUGAUUGGCCUGAGUUGGCUGGAGCGGUCGAAGGCGAUGGAGUUCAUCAUAGCAGGCUCUCCUUCAAAGUAGAGCGUCUUCUUUGAAUUCUAGAGGGGAGGAAGGAAAGGCGGACCUUUAACAGUGGAGGCAGUUUUAGAAAGUUUGGACCAUUUGGCGAGGCUUUGCGGGUCUCGUGCCUUGUCUCCUCUGGUCAGGGUGAAGCCAUGCUGCAGCUCUUUCAGACUGGACCACAGCCGCCUCUACAACCAGGCCACAUAAACCAUCAGCAGCUCCUGAUUCUGAAUACAGUGAUUCCUGUGUAUUAUACAGAAACUUCUGCUUAGCUUUCAGUUCUGAUAGUGCUGUUGAAAUCUGUUUACCAGAUAAGAAGCCUUUAGAGAAAUGUCAGUUUCAUUGACAUUCACCUUUAUACCCUUUGCUAUGCUGUUUUCUCAUUGUUGUGCUGAAGCUAAUGCUAAUUUCCAGCUUGUAGGGUGCAUUGUUUUUUGGAAACCCUGCUGUUCACUGGGUCGCUGGGUCUUGUGAUUAACCUGUCAAGAUACAAUCCAAACCAUCCCAUGCUUCGGCUAGAUCCACCCAGGCUCGGGAAGAGGGGGGGGGGCUAAUGAAGGCAAGCAAACGUGACUUCCCAUGUGUUCAUACUGCAGGUAACUCAGUCACUCUGCUCUGUCUGACAGGGCUUGACCAAAGGCUUUGGUUUCAUCUGGACAGAGGAGGCAAAUCAAGCUGUUUUACUGCUUUGGCAUUGUUCUCUACAUUAUUUGAUUUAAUACUUCAAGAUGGCAUCUGCUAAGCAGCUUUUUGAUGAAAAUAAACAGAUAAGCCUUCUGCUGAGCUGAUAUUCAUUUGUGUGAGUUUGAAAUCUGAUCAGCCACACUUUGUUUUGUCUGCACGCACACAGGCCAAGUGUCACCCAUCCAUGACACAUGAAACAAAUAGACGUGGUGACAGCAUUGUAUGCAGUGUGAAUACAGUGAGGGGUGAUAUCUUGGAAAAGAAGAGAAGGGAGCAGAGAAAACCCCCCCACAAGAAUAGGUUUUGGACUCCCUCAAGUCCAUCUUAAUACCACCGUCUCAUAUGCCUGUAUGUACACUGGAAGUGUUAUUGAUUGUUACAGUCAUCCCUUCUGAGACCCUUUUCUAGCUGGACUUGACUGUAAGAAAUGGGGAAAAGCCUACACUUCAUGUAAAGCUGUGGCCAGCAGCUGGUUAGUUUAUCUUAUCUUAGCAUAAAGAAUUGAAACAGGAGGAAUCAGUUCUGUUGUCUCUGUCCAAAGGUAAAAAAAAAUCCACCUGCCAGCACCUCUAAAGUUCAAUGAUUCACAUGUUCUGUCUCGCUUGUUUCAUCUGUACAAAGUCAAAGUGGAAAAUGACACUUCGUCACAUUACGGGGGGUUUAUAUGCCAAGAAAUAGUCCACUACACAGCCCCAUGUAAAACCAUAAAAUGUUGUUUUUGUACAAAAUAUACAUACAAGAUAUUACAUGUUCGUAUUAGAGGGGAUGGUACAUGGCUUUCGUCACAUUUGGACAGAGGCAGGCAAACUGUUUCCUCCUCUGUCCAGCCUUUGUGCUACGCUAAGAUAGCUGGCUAAUGGCUAUAGCUUCAUAUUGAACAGACAUGAGAGUGGGAUGAAUCUUCACAUACUCUCUACCAGAAAAGGAAUUGGUGUAUUUCCCAAAAUGUUGAAAUGCUCCUGCAAGCCCAAAUGCGGGCUCUAAACUUUAGCAUACAUCCCUUCUUAUACUGUUUUCAAGAGGCUUUCAUGUUGAGACAGUGUGCAGACAAAAGAGUGACUGUUCUUGUUGUGUAUCCUUUCUGCCUUCCAUUGUCCUCCGGUCUGCCUUUAGCCCUCUGCAGCCAUAAUGAUGGAGAGGGGGCAGUUUGCUGUCAGUGUUUUGUCAAACCCUGGUCCUCUGGCAGGGGUUAGGUUGCUAAAGAUUCAAAUGGGAUCACUAAUAUAGGGCAUUCCUUUUUAUUUGUUUUAUUAUGUUAUAGAAUGGUUAUAUGAGAAGCAACUCCUCGCAGAAUAUAUGUGAUUGCCAAAAUGUUGAUUGCAACACACUUCCUGAAGUGGAAGUGAAGAAAUCCUAUUCCUGUUUGGUUGUGUUGUGUUGUGCUUUAAGCAGGGUUCUUCUGUGGCUCUAUGAAGCCUGGAUUACUGACAGAAGCGAUUAUUUCCAGCUCUUGAAAAUGUUGGUAUUGUACAGAAGUUCUGGAAAAAUACAGAAUAAAAUGUUGUUCAGUCCUGA